GUGUUUUCGACAUGGAGAGCACGAAACAACUACGCGCUAGUCGACUUCCUGGGGAACCUUCGGCUGAGCCGACACCACCCUCAAAGGAGACUGUGGUUGAACAGCGCGUCGCCGACCAAACUUACAUGCGCUCUGCCUUGCAUAAUGCCUCGGAGAAACCUCACCAUGACUCUACGCAGACAAGAGUGAUUCAACAAAGAAAACGGAGUUUCUUCCAGCAUAUACUUUUCUUGGUCGUGUUGCUUCUCUUCUGUCUACUCAUCAACUAUGCUCUCACUUGGAUCUUCUGGUUCACUCUCGGUAAUUCAUCUGACUGGCAAAGUACGCAUCGUUACGACAUGAUGCCUCCUUCACCUGGGUCAAACCCGCGUCCAGACGGGUACUUGGCGGGAUAUAGUGAACCGCAGGAGUACGAGGAGCUUGAGGGUGACCUCUGUCCUCAGACCGGUGCUAUCCAGCCUGUUCAGCACCGGAGUGUCGCGCUGGCUCUAGAUGGCGUUCUUCUCAAGGACGAGCAUAGGAUGUGGGCUUACUUGAAUCUUAUGGGUGCCAUCAGAAUCCCAACGGAGACGUUUGUCGAUCUUGGGACUCGAGAAGAACCUAGAUGGUACGGCCUCCUCGAAUUGCGCCGGUACAUACAAGAAAGGUUCCCUCUAAUCAAUACGACACUCAAAAACACGACACUGAACAAAUCCGCUCUGAUGUAUGAGUGGGCAGGUUCCGAUACGUCACUGAAGCCCAUUGUUCUUACGGUUCACCGAGAUACUGUCCCUGUGGACCGCGAAACACUAGCAGAUUGGAUAUAUCCACCGUUUUCUGGACAUUUUGACGGAGAGUGGAUAUGGGGACACGGAGCUAUAGGCUUCAAAUCCAACCUGAUUGCUAAAUUAACAGCAAUAGAAUUGCUCUUGCAGCAGGGGUUCACGCCGGAGCGAACAGUCAUCCUCGCCUUUCAUAUGGAUGAAGAAGGAGGCAAAAUUAUGGACGGGCCCGCCAUUCGUGACUAUCUAUUAGGUCAAUAUGGAGCGGAUGGGAUCGCUAUGUUAGUCGAUAAAGGCACACAGUUCGACCAAAAAAGAGACCUUCUGAUUGCUAAAGUUGGUGUAUCCGAAAUAGGGUGCAUGAACGUUCUCCAUGGUCCGUGGAAACUAUUGGCGGGCACGAUAGCUGCAACUUUGAAGACAACCUUGAGUGGAGCAUAUGAAGAGAAGAAGGUUGUGAUCCGGCCAGAAUUGGUUUUAGAUACCAGCUACUAUUGGAAUGUAACCCGCUACAUUCACCGCUAUAACCAUGUACCGGAAGUCGGAGCUACGCAAGGCGAGCAUGGUCUCAAUGAAGCGAUACGCGCAGACGCAUACCUUGAGAUGAUACGGUUCGUUGCCCGUCUAGUCUUGAAUGUAGACGAGACGGAGCUCUUGAAGGAAGUAGAUGCGAGGUAG
Messenger RNA from Stereum hirsutum FP-91666 SS1, 1439 nucleotides. RefSeq names its product Zn-dependent exopeptidase. Bases 12 to 1439 code for a protein of 475 amino acids. Lineage: Eukaryota; Fungi; Basidiomycota; Agaricomycetes; Russulales; Stereaceae. The transcript is spliced from 10 exons. Gene Ontology annotation, molecular function: hydrolase activity. The record is from RefSeq and is a predicted model, not a curated record.